Molecule: messenger RNA, 809 nt
Organism: Verruconis gallopava
Lineage: Eukaryota; Fungi; Ascomycota; Dothideomycetes; Venturiales; Sympoventuriaceae
Exons: 1
Coding region: 66-563 (165 amino acids)
Source: RefSeq, a predicted model, not a curated record
CGUCAGCAUAGGCGUGGCCCCACUGUUUCGUCUGCUCGUUGCGUCACAGUUGACGAGGUGCGAGGAUGAAACGUCAAAACGAAAUGCUCUUGGAAGGGGGAGUGUGGAGGCCUUGGAAGCGGUUGGAUUGCUUCCAAGCAAGAAUUUUCCAGUGCUUACAAAAUACAGCCAGAGCGUGGUCCCAUUUUGAGGUGCGUUUUCCGGAACCGUGCCACGAGGACGCUGGACGGUUUCGGGGAGGUGAGGUUCGCUUAGUCAUGUUCGCGUUGCAGCACGGCAGCAUCUGCAGAAACAACAGACCAAUGGCCAAGUACGGCAAGCGGCAGCAGCAGCGGCGGUGGCGGCGGCGGGGACGGGGGGAUCUCUGGUCCGACGACAGCCAGCAUCAACGGCCAUUGAGGAGAGUUUCCCAUUCUCUCUCGCUCAGAAGGUGGCAUGGCGAGACGGCGGGAGGAUCAAGAUUGGCUGGACGGACGACGCACGAUAGAAGCACGAGGUCAGCUAAACUGGCGUGGGCGGGCUUGGGACUGCAGGUCAACAAAGAGCCGGAAAAAAAGUUUUGAGUGAUCCCGUGGCGGUUGCAGGCGGAUGGAGACUCUCUGAGGGUAAGGGAGCCGUGACGGAUAAACAGUCAUUGCUUAGUGAUGGCGUAGUAAUGAUGGGGGGCCAGACGCGCGAUUGCUCCGACUCGCGCUGUCGCACAUCCAUCCAGCGUUCCCCUCCCCAUCCACAGCGGGCCUGCAAGCGAGGCUGUAGCAGCAGCAUCGAGCAGCGGCAUUGUGUCCCCUCGACGUUUCUGUCUUGUCCCU